GCGGAUUCAUCAAAGCUUUAAAGAGUUCGUUUUUUUGUUGAAGUGUAGUUGUCUUAUCUAUCUAUCAAUUUGGAGCAGUUGGAAAAAAAACAAAAAAAAACAUUAAACGUGGGGAAAGUGGUAGGGAUUAGCUCAAACCAGAAGAUGGCAGUAAUGGGACCACAUGAACGCAAGCUACCGUUAAACCCCAAAGAAGAAGAAGAAGAAGAAGAAGGACGUUCACCGGAACUUAUGCCAUUUAAAGUAGUCCCACUCCGGUUCCGCCAGAGCGUCCACGGUGCUCAUCAUGUCACCGUGUCAAGAACGUUGCUUUUUAUUAACUAACGUUAGUAAAUUUGUCAGCUAGCGGCAGAGCAGACUGAACAUUUAUGAGCCUGGUUUUCCAUUCACAGUGACUUCAGGACCUUUUCAAACUUUGGAUGGAGUCAGCGUCCAACUUCUCAGUGUUUUGCGUAGUCACAGCAGGGAACCUCAGGGUUUGGGAUUCAGGACAUCCUGCCCAUCGUCGGUGAGAGAAGAAUGGUCAAGUACUUCUCUAAUAAGACGGACAUCAGGAGCACAUGGGACCUUGUCGCCUCUGCUUUCUGGCAGAGGUAUCCAAACCCAUUCAGCACCCAUGUUCUAACAGAGGAUGUUGUGUACCGGGAGGUGACUGGGGACAACCAGCUCUUCUCCAGACGUCUCCUGACGAAGACCAAUCGGCUGCCUCGCUGGGCAGAGCGGUUCUUCCCUUCUGGCAUGUCUCGCUCUGUGUACGUCAUUGAGGACUCCAUUGUGGACCCUGUCAAUAGAAACCUCAUCACUUACACCUGGAACCUUAACCACACAACUAUCAUGUCAGUUGAAGAACGUUGCAUUUUUCAAGACUCGGCAGAAGAGCCGGCCACCACCCUGCUCAAACGAGAGGCCUGGAUUUCCUCGAGCAUUUUUGGCUUCUCUAGACCAAUUCAGGAGUUUGGAUUGGCUCGCUUCAAGAGCAACCAGGUGAAGGCCAUGAAGGGACUGGAAUACGCACUGUCCAACCUACAAGGGAUUGGCGUCAGGCUGAGUGUUGCGGUGAGUAUGUUAGCAGGGAGGCAUCAAUCUGCCAUCCCAGGCCUGGCCUCGGGCUGUCACAUGAUGUUGUACUUGAGCCUCACACAGUAGUUUGUGUAGUGGAGGUAGUGACAGAAUGUCUAAGGAGUAAAACUGAGAAAAGUGACUCCGAUAGUUUAGUGUGGUUAUAGAUCAUAGACCCUGCAUAGUUGACCAUAGUGUUAGUUUUUUUUCAGAGAUAAAAUCUGAACCCUAUUAUUGAGGGAAAUCUGGUUGAAGUGGUGUUUUUCAAAUAAAUGUUUUCUUGCCAUACAUUCUGUCUGGGUCUAGUAUCACUGCUGCCCACAGAAAGAUUACUUAUAUUAUCAUUGAAUGCAUUUUCUUUGUCAUUGUUUACAAUCUAAACAUUGUCUUGCUAUCUUGGUUUGAAAAUACAUUUAAUUGGAAAGUUUAUUUUUCUGUAUUAAAUCAAACAAUUAUUAAUAUUUUUUACAUGUAGCUACAAGAGCUACAUAGAGAACAGUGAAAAUUGUACUUAAAAUGCAAACAAGUAGUUUUGCAUUUCUACUCUUGGAUUGAUCAGAUUAUGUUAUUAUAAUCCAGAUCCAAAUUGGUUACCUUGAAAAGAGUGUCACCUACUCCACGCCGCGUUACAUAUAGCAGUGUAGUUGAUGAUGCAAGAUGGAGAACAGAGGAUCUCCAGUUUUUUUGCUUUUUUUUCCUGGUUCUCUGUGCCUUACAGAAUACAGAUCCUGCUGAAAUGCACUUAAUGUUUUUAUUUUCUAGUUUGACUGUGAGACGUAAAACUUUCAACUACACACACAUUUAUACACUUAAUUUAUAAGUCUAAAUGGACGCAGCCCCUUAUGGAAUCAUUAUUACCUAUAUUGAUUGUUGACAGCAUUGGCAUUAAUUAAUAUUCAGACCAAUUCAACACAUUUUACUUUAUUAUUCACCUCUUAAUCUCUUACACAUCAGUGUGACUUCAGUAAUGUGGAGAUAAAAUUUCGUAACUUCGAACAUGAUAAAUAUCAGUAUUCUGAAAUAAACGAAGUCGAGGUCAAUUACAAGUGAUAUUACUGAAACUGAGUGAAUGUGAGAAUUUAAAAUAUCACUGUCAGACUUCUUUGAAGACAUAGUCUGCUUAUUAAGAUCAAUUCACAGUUCGUGUCAGCAUCUGGCUCGUGAGUCAGAUCUUCCUCUUCAUGGAAACGGAAAGCUUGGGUCCGUAACUAUAUCUGAAACGCUUUUUAACCUAUUUAUAGAAAUCCGUUUCAUUACACUUACAGUCAAUUCAUGAAAUGGUCUGGAAAAAAAGAAAUAUGGUGUCUGUAGCACUUGCAAUGCUAGUAAUUUGCUACCUGGAAAUAAACAUUUAAAAUUUGAACUUAUUACCAUACCAUUUAUCAUUUAUACUAACUACGUUGUGCAAAUUUGAUAUUGUCUGAGAAUCCACCUGAAAUAAGUGAUCAGAGGGACAGAGAGACAUGUGCCACCUCAUUUCGAGGACUGCUGCCUGUUUUAGCAACAUAGUCCUUAACAGUCCAAUGUGCAAUAGUUGAGCGCCACCUAUUGUCAUAAAUACGCCUGUUCUAGCUGCUCACCAGUGAACAGAGACAUGCAUCUCAUGAACACUGCAUAUUUAGACUUUAUGCACUUUGUUCUCUAUGUUGUGUAUAAAUGGAGAAAUCUGGCACUUUUAACUUUUCAGACGCUUUGUUUUCUUCAGUUAGACACAUAUCGAGAUGUAUUCGCUAUUUGAUUGCCUUGCAAUAUUGAUCGUCACAGAAUAUUAUUGGUGUCAGUGACCAUGUAGUCGGUUAAUAUUUGUUUCCUGGUGUCAUGUGAGGCACAAUGUUGAAGCAAGCAGACACGCGAGUAACUCGACGGAAGAAAAGGGAAUGUGUUUUAAAACCCUACGUCGUAACAUCAGUCUGCAGCACGUGCUGAAACUCAGGCAGUGAAGUGUUAGUCAAGGACUGGAGUCACCUUUUAAAAUAUGCAUGAUGACCAUUAGAUUUCUGUAGUUUAAAACAUGACAUGAUGUUGAAGUCGUAUGUUAAAUUUGUUUUCGGCACCCAUGAAUGCUUUUAAGAAGAAUUUCCUCUCCAACACGUGAAGAGGUUUCUCUCUUGCUGUCAGCCUGAAGCUGCCGCACAAAUCUGUAUCUGUGUCUGCCGAGUAUAUGUCUAUAAAAGUACGUAAAAGUGAAGGAAACUGUUUGUCACUGCUUGUCACUGCUCUUUCCAUCUCUGCCACUGUUUAGGGAAAGUGCGCUGUUGUCGUUAAGGUUGCUGCUCUCACGUGAGGUACUGCAUGUGUGAGGGUUCAAAGUGAGGUCAGAUACAAAUAGACUCUGCAGCCCAUGGCAGUGGAAGCAGUGUGAGGCAGUUCCGAACUAAUGAGGGUGAGCUCACUUCAAGACGUUUUCAAAAAUAUAACACCUGAGAAGUAUUUCAAUUUAGUUUUUUCGUGUCACGUUGUUUU
Molecule: messenger RNA, 3522 nt
Organism: Solea solea (common sole)
Lineage: Eukaryota; Metazoa; Chordata; Actinopteri; Pleuronectiformes; Soleidae
Product: PRELI domain-containing protein 1, mitochondrial-like
Exons: 6
Coding region: 520-1146 (208 amino acids)
Biological process (GO): phospholipid transport
Cellular component (GO): mitochondrial intermembrane space
Molecular function (GO): phosphatidic acid transfer activity
Source: RefSeq, a predicted model, not a curated record